Candoia aspera is the source of this 1157-nucleotide messenger RNA. RefSeq names its product spondin 2 (gene SPON2). Bases 65 to 1057 code for a protein of 330 amino acids. NCBI's taxonomy places the organism in Eukaryota, Metazoa, Chordata, Lepidosauria, Squamata, Candoiidae. The transcript is spliced from 6 exons. The record is from RefSeq and is a predicted model, not a curated record.
GAUUUUCCAGCUGGGAGACAAAGCAAGUACGCCUAACCAUCUGAGAGCCCCAGGAACAUCCGAAAUGGGAAACUCACUACCUGUGUCUGGUUCUGACAAGGCAAUCACAGCGCUACUUGUAACACUCCUGAGUUGUGUUGCUUCUGUCCCCCUUGACGGAGAUACCCUUUGUGAUGCAGAAGACCCAGCGACAUACAGCAUUGUGUUCACGGGGAAAUGGAGCCAAGUAGCAUUUCCCAAGCAGUAUCCGCUGUACAGGCCUCCAGCACAGUGGUCCUCACUCCUAGGCGUGGCCCACAAUUCUGACUACAGCAUGUGGAAAGCCAAUGCGUAUGCCAGCAAUGGCAUGCGUGACUUUGUUGAAAGAGGGGAACCCUGGGCACUCAUGAAGGAAAUAGAAGCAGCUGGAGAGAAAAUGCAAAGUAUUUAUGGAAUCUUCUCUGCUUCUGCUGUGGCCACUGGGACGGGACAGACUUCUACUGCCUUUGAAGUUGAUGCAGGACAUCCCUUAGUAUCCAUUGCAGUACGAAUCGUGCCCAGUCCUGACUGGUUUGUGGGGAUUGAGAAUUUUAAUCUGUGUGAAAAGGAUCACUGGAAAGGCCAAGUGUCCAUGGACCUAUUCCCAUAUGAUGCUGGAACUGAUAGCGGCUUUACGUUUUCCUCACCCAACUUCGCAACAAUCCCCCGGGAUACAAUUACAGAAAUCACCUGUUCCUCCCCAAGUCACCCAGCAAACUCAUUUUAUUAUCCCAAGCUUAAAACUCUGCCACCUAUUGCCCGGGUGACCAUGGUAAAGCUCAAAAGAAAGAAGUUGGGGUUUCCAGUCUCUCAACCAAAUGUCACAGCCAUAGAUAAUGAAAUAGAGGAUUCAGUCUCAGAAACGCCCCUGGAUUGUGAGACGUCCCUGUGGUCUUCUUGGGGCCUCUGCCGUGGCACAUGUGCAAAUUUAGGAACGAAAAAACGAACUCGCUAUAUACUUCUUCAGCCUGCCAACAACGGGACACCCUGCCCAGAUCUGAGUGAAGAAACACAGUGUGAACCAGACAACUGUGUCUGAAAUAAUUUCUUUGGACAAUUGUUUACCUCAUAUAAUUUGGGGAAUAUUUAGGGUAUCUAUGUGUUAAUAUUUUUCAUAGCUGUAAUAUGUUGUUGACUUU